GGUGGAUCAAAUUUGUUCCGGCGCCGCAUACUUGACGUUCUCGGCAGGCCAGGCUGGUCAGCCACUGAGCAAUGCCCCAGCCACGCUAUUUUGCGUGCAAGGUCAUUAUGUUCCCCAAGGUGAACCAGGUCCGCUCUAUGCUGCCCAAACACCAUCACUUAUCACCAGCGUCGCUUCUCUCGCUUUCGCGCGUUGCUUCGUUUCUACUCGGUUCCGCACCACUAAAUCAUCACAAGCGACUUGGCGACACCGUUUUCUAUUUUUAUUUGCCCCUGCGCCGAGUCUUUUUGUCGCUUUUGACGCGUGAAGCACGCCAUCUCACGCUUGGGGCUUGUUUACCCCCCCAGGACGCGCCCCUGGUUCGUGUUUGUUAGGACAUCGCAACCCAUCAUCCGCCAUCGCCGCUCAGCACGGCUCACAACUCUUUGAGUCGGUCAUUCCCCGCUUGAUUGUGGCACCCAACUUGACAUCAUGUUUUAUUCGGAAACUCUAUUGCAGAAAUCCGGGCCACUGGCCCGGGUCUGGCUCUCGGCCAAUCUCGAACGCAAGUUGUCCAAGAACCACAUCUUACAGUCGAACGUGACAGACAGUGUUGAGGCUAUUAUAACGCCUAAUCAAGCACCGAUGGCUCUGCGUCUCUCUGGCCAGCUAUUGCUUGGUGUUGUUCGAAUUUACCAGAGAAAGACGCGUUACUUGUUGGACGACUGUAACGAGGCUAUGAUGAAGAUUAAAAUGGCCUUUCGUUCUAGUGGGAAUAACGAUUUGGCUUCUAACCUGCAAGUCUCGAACCGAGAAGCUCUACUUCUCCCAGACAAAAUUACGCCAUAUGACAACAUGGAGCUGCCACCCCCUCCUGACGCCUCUUGGCUUCUCUCCCAAAUGGAGGAUGUCACUGCUACGCCUAUUGGCCGCAAGGGCCGUGCCAACAAUCGGGAUAUCAACCUACAAGAAGACUUCGACAAUAGCCAGUUCUUACGUGCCAACAGCGGCAUGGACGACGACGCGCUAGCUCCUAUGGCUGAUUUGGACCUUGAGUUGGACUUUGGUCUUGACAUCGAUGGCGGACCUAGCGAAAGCAUCGAAAUGGGUCGUAACGCCCCUAUGGGAUUGGGCGUCGACGACGAUGUGUUCAGCGAAGUCGACAUGGCGACUACUCUGAAAGGUGGUGCAGAUAUGUCUAACGCUCUCGACUUUGGCGACGAUAUCCGAAUUGCUGAUAAUGAGGGUGAUCUUCUUAUGGGCGAUGAUGAUAUCAACUUUCACCUGGGCGAUGGGUCCGCAAUGCCCGAUAUGUCCGCAGUCGGCCAGAUAAACCGUGCAAGAAUCUCUGAAUCGCCAUUGUCUGAUGUUGAUGAGGACCUCGUCAAAGAUGGUUCCGCCGCAUUUGCAACCAUCGGAAGAGACCUGUAUGAACCCCAGGAGGAUACAGAAACUACAAUCGUCCGCCGCCCAGCUCAGCGCGCCAGAAAACAGAAAAUUCUUAUGCCUGAUUCGGAGAUUGCACUAUCUAGUACGCACAUCAAGCAACAGCAAGCUGAUCGCCAUAAUAUUACCAAGGAAGCUGCCUUCUUGCCCCGUGACCCCGUCAUGCUUGCACUCAUGGACAUGCAGCGCAGCGGUGGUUUUGUUUCCUCUAUUAUGAUGGGUGGCCGUAGCUCAGCUUGGGCCCCAGAACUGCGUGGUAUGCUUUCACUAGAUGCACUACGUGGCGAUCUUAAGCGCAAGCGCGAAAACGCCAUGGACGAAUCUGCCUUGAAAUCUCCCCGUCUCGAUUUUGGCGAUGAUACCGAACUUGGCUUUGAUGGUAAUGGUAUUGCAAAUCACAGCAUUGGACCAGACGGCACCAUCCUCGAGAUUCCUGCCGAUGACGGCCUCUUUGGUGACGAUGGCGGCGAUCGCGAGGGUAGCCCAAUGCCCAACUUUGACGAAACCACAAUGCCUAUAGUGCACCCUGCUGAUAGCGGCCCUGUUUCUCUCGGUACCAAGCACGCGGUUCAUAUUCUGCGUGACCUGUUCGGCUCUGAGGCUGCGACGAAUGAUGAAAAGAGAACCACGUCUGCGGUUGUCUUCCAAGAUUUGUUGCCAGAGAAAGAAACAACCAAGGCCGAAGCUACAAAGAUGUUCUUUGAAUGCCUGGUACUAGCCACAAAGGAUGCCAUCAAGGUUGAGCAAGGAGCCGAGUUGGGCGAUGCCAUUCGCGUUCGUGGUAAACGUGGCCUGUGGGGAGACUGGGCGGAGCGUGAAGCUGGUGGUGAGAUUGCAAACCAGGAUAAUGCGGAAGCAGUCCCCCUCGCUGCGCAGCCCGUCGCUGUCGGCGCGUAAACGCCGCUCACUGUCGUGUUUUCCUGUCAUUUCGGCAUGUGUCUACCGGUUAGACCACGCCAGUAGCUGUGGCUGGCAUGGCUUCAUUCAUAUUUGUCUGCAGUUUCCAUUAUUUGAUACGAAGUGCGCAUUCUGCGGCUUGGAGUUUCUUGGCGUUUUGGAGAUACCUUUUGGUUGUAUGACUUGGGUCGAGGAAAAGGUUAAUAAAGCCGGCGGAAUAGGCCAUCUGGCAGUUUCUGUAGUUGGCUUUUUAUUGUAGUAGAAUAGUCCUUCACUCGCAUAAACGCGAGUGAAGCUCAAUGAAUUGAAAUUUAUUUUUUUCUUUGCAAGCGACG
[Torrubiella] hemipterigena is the source of this 2657-nucleotide messenger RNA. NCBI's taxonomy places the organism in Eukaryota, Fungi, Ascomycota, Sordariomycetes, Hypocreales, Clavicipitaceae. The record is from the annotation of a GenBank genome assembly.